This is a messenger RNA of Corapipo altera (White-ruffed manakin), 5996 nucleotides long. RefSeq lists its product as uncharacterized. The coding region runs from base 34 to 5472 and encodes 1812 amino acids. The record is from RefSeq and is a predicted model, not a curated record. Gene Ontology annotation, molecular function: calcium ion binding. Gene Ontology annotation, cellular component: plasma membrane. Lineage: Eukaryota; Metazoa; Chordata; Aves; Passeriformes; Pipridae. The transcript has 3 exons. Gene Ontology annotation, biological process: homophilic cell-cell adhesion.
AGGAAAUAUUCGCCCUUCCGACGCUGGGUGGGGAUGUUGGCCGCGGACCGGCUCGUCCCUCGGUCCGCCCCGGCUUUGCAGGCACAGGGAGACAAAAAAACCGUGGGAGCUGCUCGGAAAGGAGUCGGAAUACUCGGGAGCUUCCAGAUUCCCUCACCCCAAGAUUACUGGCAAACACCGCUCCGCUUCGGACGCUAUUUAAAAAUGUUGGGAGCCGCGGAGGACGGCGGGUGCCUUUUUCGGAGACUGAUGACGUGUGGGAGACGGAGCGGAGACAGCAAGAGGCAAGUGAUCUUGUUUAUUCUGUGCUUUUGCGUGUGUCAGAGCGGGGCUGAAACCCUCCGCUACUCUCUGCCGGAGGAAAUGGAGAGGGACUCCUUUGUCGCCAAUAUUGCAAAGGACCUGGGGGUUCCUGUGAGCCAGCUCGCGGCUCGCAAGGCCCGCGUUGUGUCUGAGGGGAGCGAGCAGCUUUUCCGUCUCAAUCAAAACACCGGAGUCCUGACGGCAAAGGAGUCGCUGGACCGAGAGGAGAUCUGUCCGCAGAGAGAUACCUGCACGCUCGUCUUUAAGAUAUUCUUUGAAAAUCCGCUGCAGUUGAUCCGAGGGGAGGUGGAGAUUCGUGACGUAAACGACAACUCCCCCGUGUUCCCGGAGAAGGAGAUAGUUUUAAAGAUUCUAGAAACAGCAUCUCCCGGGUCCCGUUUCCCCCUGGAAAGCGCCCAGGACAAGGACGUGGGCAGCAACGGUUUGCAGAACUACAGCCUCGGGUCCAAUCCGUAUUUCUCCCUCGCUAUCGGAACAGGGAAAGACGGAGUAAAAUAUGCGGAGCUCGUCCUACAGCGCGAACUCGACCGUGAAGAGCAAGGGGAGCUGAAUUUACUUCUCACCGCCAUCGACGGGGGCUCGCCACCCAGGUCGGGCACGGCUCAGGUCCGGAUCGUGGUGCUGGAUGCCAAUGACAAUAUUCCGAUCUUCGAAAGGGAGGUCUAUGAGGUGCGCCUGUCUGAGAACAGCCCCUCAGAGCAACUGGUGGUCAGAGUUAUGGCCACGGAUCCCGACGAAGGGUCCAACGGGAAACUGCAGUACGCCUUCACCCAGACAUCGGAGCGAUCCCGGGAGCUCUUCCAGCUGAACCCGGUCACCGGGGAGAUACGAGUAGCGGGCAACCUGGAUUUCGAGGAAGCAAAAACCCACAUGAUGGUGGUAAAAGCCACUGAUGGCGGGGGGCUUUCUGCGCAUUGCAAAGUGCAGGUAGAAGUCCUGGACAUGAAUGACAAUGCCCCGGAGAUAACGCUGACCUCUCUCACCGCCUCCAUUCCCGAGGACGCCCCGCCGCGUACCGUGGUGGCUCUGUUCAGUGUGCGGGACCGGGACUCCGGGGACAACGGCAGGACAGAGUGUUCGAUCGACGGGGACUUGCCAUUCAGCCUCACCCCCACUUUUGAUAAUUAUUACGAACUGAGAACAAACGCGGCGCUGGACAGGGAGAGCACGGCGCAGUAUAACAUCACCAUCACAGCCACGGACUGGGGCAGGACGCGGCUGAGCUCUCGGGAAAACAUCUUCGUGCAGAUAUCGGAUGUGAACGACAAUCCCCCAGAGUUCACCCAGGAGAUUUACACCAUGUCUGUCACGGAGAACAACAGCCCCAUGCUCCGGAUCGGCAGCAUGAACGCCACGGACGCCGACGCAGGAAAAAACGCCCGCGUGAACUACGCGCUGAUGCGGCAGGAGGGCAAGGAGCCUCCCGAGGUGUCAGUCAACGCUGAAAACGGGGAUGUUUAUAUCCUCCGCCCACUGGACUACGAGAAGGUGCGUGCCUUUGAGGUGUCGGUGCUCGCCAGUGACAGCGGUUCGCCGCCGCUCAGCGCCCAGGCGCUGCUACGCGUCGUGGUGCGGGACGAGAACGAUAACGCGCCCGUGGUGCUGCACCCGACCCCCGACAGCAGCGCGGCGGGAGAGUUGGUGCCGCGCUGGGCACCUUCGGGCUACCUGGUGGCCAAGGUGGUGGCGGUGGACGCGGACGCGGGGCAGAACGCGUGGCUGUCGUACGAGCUGGCCAAGGCGACGGAGCCGGGGCUGUUCCGCGUGGGGCUGCACAGCGGCGAGGUGCGCACGGCGCGGGCCGUGUCGGAGAGGGACGCGCCCCGGCAGAGGCUCGUUGUGCUGGUGCGGGACCGCGGGCACCCGCCGCGCUCCACCACCGCCAGCCUCGCCGUCGCGUUGGUGGACGGCUUCUCCGAAGCGCAUUUACGGGUGAGCGAGGAGGCACCGGCCGCUGAUCCCGACGGGCCGCUCACCCUCUACCUCAUCACCUCCCUGGCCUGCGUGUCGGCGCUGUUCCUCGCCACCGCGCUGGCCGCCGUGGUGGUGAAGGUGCGGCGGGCCAAGCGGAGCGAGACGGAGACCUUGCCCACGUUCCCGACGAUAGCCACGGAGAGCAGUGCGGGCUCCCUGCCCCGCAGCUACCUGUACGAUGUCUGCUUCGCCGCCGGGACCGUCAACAGCGAGUUUCGGUUCCUCAGACCCCUCUUCCCCUGCUUCCCCGCCGGGCUGCCUCCCGGCCCGGGCGAGCAACGGAGCUCAGUGUGCUCGCAAGAUGUGGCAAACCUCGGGGAGGAAGGCGACUGGGCUGCACAGGGCAGAGGCCCCCUCUCUGAAGACACAGGACCCGGAGCUGCAGAAGCAGCUUGCACUGCAAACGGGGGGCUGGGGUUAAAUGUCACUUCUGAUCAAAACCCCUGGCUCAGCCAUCAGCUUUGUGCUGGGAAAUCUUCGCGUCCUUUCGCAGAUCGGCCGCCUGGUGCCACUGCUGACCGCGGAGGCUCCACGCAUCUCCCGGUUUCCAUCUCCGCCGCCCCCGGGAUUCGGGUGGGCGGGGCUGCACCAUCUCAGACUGCUCCGUCCGGGGGUCUGCAGGCUGUAUCGGCAGCUCCAUCCAGCUCGCAGGAGGGGAGAUCGGGUCGCAGGAGGAGAAUGAAGCUGAGGAAGAGCGAGGAGCCGCUCCCGGGGCGAACGGUGGCUCUGUUCCUUCUCCUCUGUGUCUCGGGGAUGAGAGCAGAAAUCGCUCGGUACUCUGUGCCCGAAGAGGCGGAGAGAGGUUCCUUUGUGGUGAAUAUCGCUAAGGAUUUGGGACUGACCGCUGAGGAAUUAUCGGCUCGUCAGGCGCGACUCGUUCCUGAUGGAGAAAAGCAGUAUUUACAGCUGAACCAGCACACAGGGGAUUUGGUGGUGAGAGAGCAGAUGGACCGGGAGGAGCUGUGCGGACAGAGUGAGCCUUGCCUGGUGCGUUUCGAGGUGCUGCUGGAGAACCCACUGCAGUCCUUCCGAGCUGAGGUAAGACUCACCGACAUUAAUGAUCAUGCUCCUGUGUUCUUAAAUAAAGAGAUAGUUUUAAAGAUCCCGGAAUCUGCAAUGCCAGAGACUCGAUUUUUGUUGGAAAGCGCUCAGGAUCCAGAUGUGGGGAACAAUAGUCUUCAGCAUUAUAGUAUCAGCUCCAACGAGUAUUUCCAUGUGUACACCCGGCGGCGAAAUGACGGCAGGAGGUACGCCGAGCUGGUGUUGGAUCGACCCCUGGAUCGGGAGCAGCAGGCAGAAGUUGCUUUCAACAUCACUGCUGUGGAUGGUGGGACUCCACCGCGCUCUGGUUCAGCCUUAAUCCGCGUGGUAGUCCUAGAUAUAAAUGACAACAUCCCAGUAUUUACUAGGAGUCUGUAUAAAGUCUCCAUUAGGGAAAAUAGCUCCCAGGAUACCUUAGUGGUGGUGGUGUCUGCUAGCGAUUUAGACUCAGGAACGAACGGGGAAAUAACCUAUUCAAUUGUUCAAAAUUCAAAGGAAAAUUUCGAGACGUUUCAAAUAAAUCCAGAGACAGGCCAGAUUCGACUCAAAAAGCCUUUGGAUUAUGAAGAAACAAAGACCUAUGAGAUAGACGUCCAGGCAACAGAUGGAGGGGGCCUAUCCGCGCACUGCAAGGUGGAGGUGCAGGUGGAGGACGUGAACGACAACGCCCCCGAGGUGAUCAUCACCUCCCUCACCAGCACCCUCUCGGAAGCAGCCCCGCCGAACACCGUGGUCGCUCUCUUCAACGUGCGGGACCGGGACUCGGGGGACAACGGCAGGACGACCUGCGAGCUGGCGGGUGAGCAACCUUUCAGCAUCUCGCUGCUGGCAGCCGACGCGUACGCGCUGGUGACAUCGGAGGCACUGGACCGGGAAGAGGUGUCAGAGUAUAACGUGACGGUGCGAGCCCGUGACCAAGGCUCCCCCGCGCUUUCGACGUACAAGACACUGCUCGUGCGGCUCUUGGAUGUGAACGACAACGCGCCCACCUUCAUCCAGGACAUUUACACCAUGGUGAUGAGUGAAAACGAGCCGGCGGGGACGAGCCUGGGCCGCCUGAGAGCCACAGACGCUGACGCGGGAGAAAACGCACAUGUGAGAUACGCAAUAGAGGCACCUCCACCGGGCACCCCCGUCACGGCAUCGUUCGUGUCCGUGGAUGCGGAGAGUGGAACCGUCCGGACAUUGCGCCCACUGGACUAUGAGAAGGUGCGUGCCUUCGAGCUGGUAGUGCGCGCCAGUGACGGCGGUUCCCCGCCGCUGAGCACCCAGGCGGUGCUGCGAAUCGUGGUGCAGGACCAGAACGAUAACGCGCCCGUGGUGCUGCACCCGCCCUCCGGCAGCAACCCGGCGGGAGAGCUGGUGCCGCGCUGGGCACCUUCGGGCUACCUGGUGGCCAAGGUGGUGGCGGUGGACGCGGACGCGGGGCAGAACGCGUGGCUGUCGUAUGAGCUGGCCAAGGCGACGGAGCCGGGGCUGUUCCGCGUGGGGCUGCACAGCGGCGAGGUGCGCACGGCGCGGGCCGUGUCGGAGAGGGACGCGCCCCGGCAGAGGCUCGUUGUGCUGGUGCGGGACCGCGGGCAGCCACCGCGCUCUGCCACCGCCACGCUCGCUGUCGCACUGGUGCACGACUUCUCCGACGCCUCCAUGCAGCUCGACCACGAUCCUGCGAGCAGGCAGCAGCCGCAGGUAGCUGAGGAGGACCAGCUCACCACCUACCUCAUUGCCUCCCUGGGCUGCGUCUCGUCACUCUUCCUCCUGUCCGUCAUCGGCUUGGUGACAGCCAGGCUGUGCAAGGCUCGCCUCCGGGCACACCUUUCACCUCCCUCUGCCAAUUGCUACGCGGAUGGAGAUUUCGCCAGCGACGGCGUGGACGUGGGCGGGAUGGGCACUCUGUCACCGGCUUACCGCUACGAGGUGUGCCUGACCACCGGCUCGGGGAGGAGCGAAUUUCAGUUCUUGAGGCCCGUCCUGCUCAGCCCGCAAAGCAGCGCUGAGACGGGGCCAGACAAAGACGAAGAUCCGCUCUGCAGCUCGCAGUCCGCCUGCGAGAGGGAAGUCUGUGCGGGCAGUACAGCCGCUACUCCCUUUCAGCCACUGGGCUGGCCGGUCGGCGGGCACGUCCAUGCCUGAGCCGUACUGGGAGGAACUUCCCUACCCCGUCCUCAGCCUGACAUUCCCCAGUAGCUGUAGUGCCAUCCUCUGCUGUUCCAGGCGUGCUGGACCUGCGGAGGGCUCGUGACGGUUUCUCCGUCCGGGGAAAGUGUCUCAGUCCCUCCGGACAAAGUCUCUGCCCCACGCUGCCCUGAGAAACGCCUUGUGCCGCUCUUACCGCUGCGUUCCUCGGAGGUCACAGACUCGCCUGUCGUUAGAGGAGCGAGCCCUCCAGACCGCGGGCUGCGGACAGCGAGGAGCAGGGACGGACGCGGAGCAGCCGCCGGCUCUACUUGUACGCUGAACCUCCACGAAGGGCUCCCGCCGCUGCUCCCGGGCAUUUUUAUCCCCACUUUGAUGUGCGCGCGUCCUGCCCCGGGCUCAGCCGCGGGCGAGCGGCGGCACCGCGCGUGUGCGCGCGUGUCCGUGGGCCGGGCCGAGCGGCAGCGCGGGCAGCGGGCGGCGGCGGGCGCAGUCCCAGCGCGCACCGCUGGGUGGUGGUC